Messenger RNA from Australozyma saopauloensis, 1047 nucleotides. RefSeq names its product alcohol dehydrogenase (gene ADH2). The record is from RefSeq and is a predicted model, not a curated record. The coding region runs from base 1 to 1047 and encodes 348 amino acids. Lineage: Eukaryota; Fungi; Ascomycota; Pichiomycetes; Serinales; Metschnikowiaceae. Gene Ontology annotation, molecular function: alcohol dehydrogenase (NAD+) activity; zinc ion binding. Gene Ontology annotation, cellular component: cytoplasm. The transcript has a single exon.
AUGUCCAUCCCAGAGACCCAAAAAGCUGUCAUUUUCGAGACCAACGGCGGUCCUUUGCUCUACAAGGACAUCCCAGUCCCAAAGCCAAAGGCCAACGAGUUGUUGAUCAACGUCAAGUACUCCGGUGUUUGUCACACCGACUUGCACGCCUGGAAGGGUGACUGGCCAUUGGCUACCAAGUUGCCAUUGGUCGGUGGCCACGAGGGUGCUGGUGUUGUUGUUGCCAUGGGUGAGAACGUCAAGGGCUGGAAGGUCGGCGAUUACGCCGGAGUUAAGUGGUUGAACUCUUCUUGUAACUCCUGUGAGUUCUGUCAGACCACCUGCGAGCCAAACUGUGCUGACGCAGACUUGUCUGGUUACACCCACGAUGGUUCUUUCCAGCAGUACGCCACUGCCGACGCCAUCCACGCCGCUAGAAUUCCUCAAGGCACCGACUUGGCCGAGAUCUCUCCUAUCUUGUGUGCUGGUAUCACCGUCUACAAGGCCUUGAAGACCGCCAACUUGAAGGCCGGCCAAUGGGUUGCCAUUUCCGGUGCCGCCGGUGGUUUGGGUUCCUUGGCUGUCCAAUACGCCAAGGCCAUGGGCUACAGAGUCGUCGGUAUCGAUGGUGGUGCUGACAAGGCCGACUUCGCCAAGAGCUUGGGUGCCGAGGCUUUCGUCGACUUCCUCACCACCAAGGACGUCGUCAAGGCUGUCCAGGACAUCACCAACGGUGGUCCUCACGGUGUUGUCAACGUCUCUGUCUCCGAGAGAGCCAUGCAACAAUCCGUCGAGUACGUCAGAUCCACCGGUACCGUCGUUUUGGUCGGAUUGCCAGCUGGCGCCAAGGUUGUCGCACCUGUGUUCGAGUCCGUUGUCAAGUCCGUCAACAUCAGAGGUUCUUACGUCGGUAACAGAGCCGACUCUGCCGAGGCCAUCGACUUCUUCUCCAGAGGCUUGAUCAAGUGUCCUAUCAAGAUCGUCGGCUUGUCCGAGUUGCCAGAGGUCUACGAGUUGAUGGAGCAAGGUAAGAUCUUGGGUAGAUACGUUGUUGACACCUCCAAGUAA